AUGCAAGCGAUCAUGAGGGGCCCUGGCAGGCCUGCCGUCGUCGACGCGCUCGAGGCAUCGAUGGCGGAGGAGGCGGAUGACUCCAAGGAGCAUGCGCGACCCAGGAAGAGGACGAGGAGGGCCUGUGACAAGUGCUCUGCCUCGAGGACAAGGUGCAAUGGCGCAUAUCCGUGGUAA
Molecule: messenger RNA, 177 nt
Organism: Cryphonectria parasitica EP155
Lineage: Eukaryota; Fungi; Ascomycota; Sordariomycetes; Diaporthales; Cryphonectriaceae
Exons: 1
Coding region: 1-177 (58 amino acids)
Biological process (GO): regulation of DNA-templated transcription
Molecular function (GO): zinc ion binding; DNA-binding transcription factor activity, RNA polymerase II-specific
Source: RefSeq, a predicted model, not a curated record